Molecule: messenger RNA, 3501 nt
Organism: Haliotis rufescens (red abalone)
Lineage: Eukaryota; Metazoa; Mollusca; Gastropoda; Lepetellida; Haliotidae
Product: sodium/glucose cotransporter 4-like
Exons: 14
Coding region: 268-2196 (642 amino acids)
Biological process (GO): transmembrane transport
Cellular component (GO): plasma membrane
Molecular function (GO): D-glucose:sodium symporter activity
Source: RefSeq, a predicted model, not a curated record
CAUAUGAUAAUGCACGGCGUCUUCUCGUGUUCCGAGCUUUAAGUUACCAGGCUCCUCCACCCCCAAAGGCCACCCUGGGAUCUCGGACACCGGUACCAAUGUUUGCCUGUUUACUUACCGUAAAAUGACCCAAACCUGACAGGUAGAUUGACGAACGCGUCGCUUUCAGAAUAUCCCGGCUGCUCGUCUCGACCUGCAGGAGACAGGGCUGGUGCUUUUGGUCAGUUUUUGCAUUUUGUAAUUAAAUGGUGUCAGAGGUUUAGAAAGAUGGUGGAAGUUCUAGAGGCGGGGGACUAUGUCUCCAUUGCAGUCUACUUUGUCUUGGUGCUGUCCGUUGGAUUAUGGUCCACAUUCCGACCAAACAGAGACAGUACAGCCGGGUAUUUCCUGGCUGGAAAGGAGAUGCAUUGGUUUCCGGUGGGAGCGUCCAUCUACGCCAGCAACGUUGGCGCCCCCAUGUUCAUCGGUCUGGCCGGAACGGCGGCGGCAGGCGGCUUUGCAUGUGCGAUAUACGAGUGGCAUGCCAUCUACCUGCUGAUUGCUCUCGGCUGGAUCUUCGUUCCUGUCUACGUCGCCAGCGGGGCGUUCACAAUGCCGGAGUACCUGAAGAAGAGGUUUGGGGGGAGGAGACUGAGAGUCUACCUGUCUGGCUUGGCCCUCAUCUUGUACAUCCUCACCAGAAUAACGGCUGAGGUGUACUCGGGCGCCAUCUUCAUCCAACAGCUGCUGGGGCUGAAUCUAUACGUGUGUGUCGUCGUCAUCCUCGGCGUCACUGCCAUCUACACCGUAGCUGGCGGCCUUGCUGCUGUGAUCUACACGGACACCCUGCAGACCAUCAUCCUCCUCAUCGCGUCCUUCAUCCUCAUGAUCAUCAGUUUCAUGGAGGUUGGUGGCUGGGAACAGAUGAUGCGGAAGUACGUCACGGCCGCUACCAACUACACUCUGGCGGACCCAGAGAAGUACCAGUGUGGGAUGCCCAGGAAAGACUUCUUCCACAUCUUUAGGGACCCAGUAGAAGGAGACCUUCCCUGGACGGGCACCGUGUUCGGGCUUACCACCCUCGGCCUGUGGGUGUGGUGCACUGAUCAGAUCAUGGUACAAAGAUGUCUCUCCGCCAAAAACUUGAGUCAUGCCAAAGGUGGUUCCGUGUUCGCAGCCAUUCUGAAGAUCUUCAACUUCUUCCUGUGGAUUGUCCCCGGCAUGAUCAGCCGAAUCCUCUUUCCCGAUGAUGUUGCUUGCGCCGACCCCGACCACUGCGAGCGAGUCUGUCAGAACCGAGCCGGCUGCACCAACAUCGCCUACCCACUUCUGGUCCUCAGAAAAAUGCCCGUAGGUCUGAAGGGGGUGAUGCUAGCCGCCCUCCUCGCCGCCCUCAUGAGCUCCCUCACCUCCAUCUUCAACAGCGCCAGCAGUAUGUUCACCAUGGACAUCUGGAAGAGGUUCAGGACGAAGGCGUCCCAGUCGGAGCUGAUGAUCGUGGGGCGAGUGUGUGUGCUGGUGUUGAUCGGCAUCAGCAUCCUGUGGCUUCCCAUCCUUCAAGCGGCGCAGAGUGGUCAACUGUGGAGCUACCUCCAGGCCGUGUCAUCCUACACCGCCCCGCCCUGGACCUGCAUCUUCCUCCUCGCACUCUUCUGGAACAGGACGACCGAGCCGGGUGCGUUCUGGGGUCUUAUGAUCAGCCUGGUGGCAGGAGUCAUCCGGAUGGGGAUGGAUUUCUCCUACCCGGCCCCCUUCUGCGGCAGCGAUGAUGUAGACACCAGGCCGGUAGUGUUAUCUAAAAUCGGCUUCCUUCACUUCGCCAUCAUCCUGUCCGGUGUCUCCGUCCUCUCAACUGUCAUCAUAUCUCUCUUGACGAAACCCCGACCCCCAGAGAAGCUGCGCCGUGUCACGUGGUGGACCCGCCAUGACCCGCUGGACGCCGAGGAGUCGGAGUCUGAAGAUGACUUUGGUUCUGAGGAUGGUGAUGACGAGCCAGUAACUCCAAUACCAAAGAACAAGUCGGUGGGACGGAAGCUGUACAACUGGCUGUGCGGCAUCGAUGACAAACCAAAGCCCAAGAUCACCAAGGAGGAAAGGGAUCUCAUCAAGAAGAAGAUGACGUCAAUAUCCGAACAUCCCCGCGCCCGGAGGGUGGCGAAUAUCGCCGCUAUUGUGUCGGCGGUUGUCACGGCCUUCCUGCUUGGCUUCUUCUACUAGAGCUGUACCGGGACAUCUACUAGUAUUUCCGCUCAGGAGUACUUCAUCUCGUUUUGAUUUGGACAAAGUAUCCUCAUUCUAAGGUAACCUGGUAUCGGGUAUUGGUCAAUGGCUUGUUGGGAACAUUUGCUCUUCUGAUUUGAAGACUGAGAUAAUUCGAAUUGAAAAUCAAACGGGCGAUAGAAUUAUGACACAGUUCUGAUUUACUGACCAAUCCUAAUGCAAAGUUUACUUGGUAUCGGACUAAUGGUCAAGUGGGUUGUCGGAACAUUUGGAAUGUUGUCUUGAUUUGAAAUAAUUCUUGCUGGUAAUCGAACUAACUAUAAAAAAUAUGAAACAGUUCGGUUUGUUGACUACGUUUGAAGAUUUGGAUCAAAGUAGAACUUUUAAUUAAUAUUUAUGACCAAUACAGAGAUUAAGAAUGAAAUUGACUCGAAACUGUCAUUACACAAUGGUAAGUUCCUUUUUUUGCAAUGAUACUUUGGAGGACAUUUUGACUAUUACACUAUAUGGUACUAUGUCGUUCUAUGCACUGUACAUGUGUUUGUAUUACAGUUUGUCAAGGUCGUUUUGUGUGCUUUUCGAAACAUAUUUUUGUGAGAGAGCGCAUUACAGUUCAGGGCGGAAGGGUAGCCUAGUGGACAAAGUGUCCAUCACUCGGAAGCCUGGGUUCGAUUCCUCAGAUAGGUGAAAUGUGAGAAGCCCAUUUCUGGUGUUCACGCUGGGAUGUUACUAAGAGCGGAGCAACACCACACCUACUGACUGUUAACACGAUGCUCUGGCGAUUUCAUUUUCUCAGUGCAAAUACAUCAUCUGUCAUUGGCGUGUGGGUCUUAGUGUACAGCUUGGCGUGUUUUGAGAUGCUCUGCUUGUCAGUCCUGUUGUAAAGUGGUUUCUCGGUGACAAAUCCAAACCCUCAGUAUAUCUAGAAAUUCCAUUGGGCGUGUCCUACCACCAAUAUAUAGAUCUGAAAAAGGACACGCUGUACAUUUAUUUGGCAGUAACACUGUAUAUGCACUGCGACCCUAACGGUCUGUGACCCAAAACUUAUAAUUCGAAGGCACUAUCAACAUUUGUACAGUUAAUGCAAAACUGAGUAUAGUCCAGCGUUUAGUUAUUCGAUUGGUGUUUUAAAUAAAAUUAUUCGAUAUUAUAAUAUUUUAUAUAGGAACUGUAUUGUGUUGAUAUUGUGAUAUUUUUUAAAUUUUUGUAAUGCUCUUAGACAUGGAAUAUAUAUUUGUCAGGAUCAUGUGCGUGAGGUGUAGACAAUAUAUUCAUACAUGUAAAAUAAAAUUGUUGACUAUA